This is a messenger RNA of Boleophthalmus pectinirostris (great blue-spotted mudskipper), 885 nucleotides long. RefSeq names its product cone-rod homeobox (gene crx). The coding region runs from base 1 to 885 and encodes 294 amino acids. The record is from RefSeq and is a predicted model, not a curated record. Gene Ontology annotation, cellular component: nucleus. Lineage: Eukaryota; Metazoa; Chordata; Actinopteri; Gobiiformes; Gobiidae. Gene Ontology annotation, biological process: regulation of transcription by RNA polymerase II; multicellular organism development. The transcript has 3 exons. Gene Ontology annotation, molecular function: RNA polymerase II cis-regulatory region sequence-specific DNA binding; DNA-binding transcription factor activity, RNA polymerase II-specific.
AUGAUGUCCUAUAUAAAGCAACCCCAUUACACCAUGAACGGGUUAAAUUUGCCUGCGCCCGGGAUGGAUGUGCUGCACACGACCGUCGCGUAUCCCUCCACUCCGCGGAAGCAGCGGAGGGAGCGCACCACUUUCACCAGGACUCAGCUGGACAUCCUGGAGGCCCUCUUCUCCAAAACACGGUACCCUGACAUCUUCAUGAGGGAAGAGGUGGCCCUGAAGAUCAACCUGCCAGAGUCACGUGUGCAGGUGUGGUUUAAAAACCGUCGUGCCAAGUGCCGUCAGCAGCAGCAGCAGAGCACGGGACAGUCCAAGCCGCGCCCCCCUAAAAAGAAGUCAUCUCCACCUCAGGAGCCCAGUGUCCCGGAGCCCCUCCAGAACCCGGCAGGUUCCUACAGUCCCACCUCUGCUCAGUCGGGGCCCACCCUGGCCCCCAGCUCCAGCACUGGCAACACCUCAGUGUCCAUCUGGAGCCCGGCCAUCUCGCCCCUCCCAGACCCCCUGGCCUCGGGAGCUCCGUGCAUGCAGAGGCCCUCUCCUUACCCCAUGAGCUACGGACAGCCCUCGGCCUAUGGCCAGGGCUACGCCAGCACCACCUCCUACUUCACAGGCCUGGACUGCAGCGCCUACCUGUCGCCCAUGCACUCACAGCUGUCAGGCACCGGGGGAGCCCUCAGUCCCAUCACGGUGCCCUCUAUGGGGGGGUCCCUGAGCCAGUCUCCAGCCUCUCUCUCCUCACAGGGUUACAGCACUGCCUCUUCUCUGGGCUUCACCUCCGUCGACUGUCUGGACUACAAAGACCAGCAGGCCUGGAAACUGGGCUUCACCACCAUGGACUGUCUGGACCACAAAGAUCAGAACUCCUGGAAGUUCCAAGUCCUGUAG